AUGCAGUCGCCGGGUAUACGCCGCAUACGUUCAGAGUCUGCAGAUCCCCGCCGCACGAGAAGUACUAGUGCUGUUGCUAUCCCAUCCGAUACAUUACCAAGCCCGCCAUUCACUCACAAUCAACAGAGGACGAGUAGUAACAGUAAUCCUCAUAGUGACAACAAAAACCAUACUAAUAAUAAUAUUAAUAAUAAUAAUAAUAAUAAUAAUAAUAAUAAUAAUAAUAAACCUAAUAGUCAUGAUCAUUAUUUCCAGAAUGGCAGAAGGUUCGUUUCCUCUUUACCUUCUACACAACAACAACAACGAUGGGCAUAUGAUGUGGAUGAGACCACUAGUCUAGAUAGACACCGGCAUCUCUCCAGUAUAGAGAAGGAACUCCAACAGUGGAGGGAAAAGACAAAGAUCCUCGAACAUGAUGUUCUCUAUCGUGAACAGGAAUUACAUCGGUGUAAGUCUGAACAAACAACAGCACGUCAACACUAUGAACAUGUGAUACGGGAAUUAUUAGAAAAACAAAAACAACUCACAGCAGAACUACAAACAUCUCAAGUAGAACUUAAACAUCUUCGGGAUGUGGUAGCGGCGAAGAGGACAUCAACGGAGAGUGAAAUACUGCAGAUGCGAGAAGAACAGCAAUUGAGAGAAACAAAUCAUAAACGUGAAAUGGAAGUUGUAUUAGAGAAACUUGCAAAGGCGGAUGUGUACAUUCAAACCCUCUCAGAUGAGGCAGUGGCCUAUCAAAUGGAGAUUGAUCAACUACGUGCAGAGCUUAGUGGGAAGGAGAAGAAUAAAAAGAAGAAAACAACAGAAGAAGAAGAAGAAGAAGAAGAGGGGGAAUUGCAAAAGAAUAAGAAGAAGAAUAAUAUGUUGAAACAUCAAAUGCAAACACUUCAAGAGAUGUUAGCGCAAUUAACAAAUACAGCAUUAGUGUGUGCCGAUAGUUGUGAUGAGAUGAGUCGCGAGUGUGAAGAAUUGAUUGAUGUUGUGAAGGAAGAACAGGAACAUCCCUUUAUUGAGAGUGAUGUUAAGAGUCCUGUAUUAGAAGAAAUGUCUACAAAGAGAAAUGGUCCAACACGACCUCUCACGUUUAUUUCAUGUAAACCCACUGGAGCGGAAUUAGAGCAUCUCUUGCAUGUAACUCUAACAAAACAACAGAAAAAGAAAAAAAGUAAUUAUGAUAUGAAUGGUCUUCUUCAAAAAGAAGAAGAAAAAGAAAUAGAUAGUCAUAAUAAUGAUAAUGAUAGUGAUAAUAAUAAUAAUAAUGAUCGUUUCAUGGAAGUGACUAUUCGAAUUAUUAUACAAUUACUUCAGGGAAUACAGCAGGCCCUAAACGCGGCGAAAGAUGAUGUUCUUAUUGCCGGCCGUGCCUACGCAGCCUUAUGCCGUGCGGGCCGAACGCUUCAACAUCAAUACAUGAAUUUACAGUCGGUGUGUGCGGCGGAACGGGCGGAGUGUCUCUCUGCUCGCACAUUCGCAGAAGAACAGUCAACAAAUGCGCAGACGGCCCAACGGCGAGCUGCGGAAUUGCAGUUGGCAUUAGAUGAGAGUGCCUCUAUUAUGGCGGAGGCGGCGGCACUCGCGGAGGAGCGAACGGCGCGGGUGGAGAAACUCCUGCGGGCCAACACUGCGUUGGAGGCGGCAUUGCAGGAACAACAACAACAGCGGCGAGAGGGGGAAGUGGCCUGCCGUGCAGUGGAGGAUAAACUACACGCAUUGCAGGAGGAAAUGCGAAGAGAACAGGGAGUCUAUUACAAUACAAAUGAGGAACUCCACCGCACUCAACGAACCCUGCGGAGUGUGCAGAGUGAACGAGAUGAGAAGGAAAAACAAUUACGGGAAACAGAGCACCGACUGUUGUUAUUGCAAGAGACAUCUCGACAGAGUGAAGUGGAUCGAUUGUAUCUACAGAAGCAGGUGGCGGCGUUAGAGUCUCAACUCACACACAUUCAACAAGACAGACGUGGAUUGCGAGAGGCGAAGGAACUGGGAGAGUGGGAAUCACGACAAUUAAGAGUGCAGAUUGAUCGAAUGUGGCGAGAUGGUGGAAACAGUAUAAAUAGUGUUGUUGGAUUGACAAACUCCCCACAGUCUAUACAAUCAAAAUCACAAGAAGAAUUAAAGAGGGAAUUACCAUCAUGUAGUGAUAACAGAGAAAUAGAAAGAAUCACAACAAGAAGCCCUGCAAAGGCAACAAUAACAAUAACAACAAAAGAGGUUCCUGUUCUUCAUCAUCAUGAUGAUGUUUUGAGUUCAUCACCGCCCAUGCAGACGGCAGAUCCAUCAAUGGAUAAAGUACAAUGGUGGGAGGCAAAGUUAAAAGCUAUUACAUCUUCCCUGUCGGGAUCUCAGCCACUCUCUCAUACUCACUCAACUCCUCUUGGAGGUGAAAAAGAACUAGAGAAGAAGCUAGACUCUCUCUUUACAGAAAAGGGUGUCUCUCUUGUAUAUAGUACCCCAACUACCUCAAUAAAUACGAACAGAGCGAAUAAUGCCGCUUCGUAA
Messenger RNA from Trypanosoma theileri, 2502 nucleotides. RefSeq lists its product as uncharacterized. The record is from RefSeq and is a predicted model, not a curated record. The coding region runs from base 1 to 2502 and encodes 833 amino acids. The transcript has a single exon. Lineage: Eukaryota; Euglenozoa; Kinetoplastea; Trypanosomatida; Trypanosomatidae.